UAAAAAUCUACAAUGUCUAGUCCUUUUAGGACAAUUUUAUUACGUUUUCAGUUUUAUUUACAUUUUUUACCUUUCUAAAUUACAUUGUAUCACGUGAUCUCCUAUUGAAUUUUAAUUGGUCGACGGUGAGCGUGCCCUGCGCGAUACGAGAGGCGCAAUAAUAGUUUUCCAAAAUGCCGUCGGAAUCAAAGCCUUUGUUGACAGCUCAAACAGAAAAACCAAAUCAUUAUAAAUAUCUAAAGGAAUUUCGGGUGGAGCAGUGUCCAUCGUUUCUACAACACAAAUGUACACAACAUAGGCCUUUUACUUGUUUUCAUUGGCAUUUCAAUAAUCAGAGAAGAAGGAGGCCAGUUAGGAAGAGAGAUGGCACGUUUAACUAUAGCGCAGAUAACUAUUGUACCAAAUAUAAUGAGACUUCGGGUACUUGCGAAGAUGGGGACGAAUGUCCAUACCUCCACCGGACGGCCGGCGACACGGAACGCCGUUACCACCUUCGAUAUUACAAGACAUGUAUGUGUGUACACGAUACGGAUGCUCGAGGGUUAUGCACAAAGAAUGGGGCCCAUUGCGCCUUUGCACAUGGCGCGCCAGACCUAAGACCCCCAGUGCUGGACGUGAGAGAGCUGCAGGCGUUAGAUAACCCCGAUGCGGCAGAUGGGGACUCUGCCGCGCCCAACGCUUUAGAUAGGGAACGAAAUUUAAUGAAUGAAGACCCUAAGUGGCAAGAUACAAAUUACGUGCUAUCAUCAUAUAAAACAGAACCAUGUAAAAGACCUCCUAGGCUAUGUAGACAAGGGUAUGCUUGCCCUCAGUAUCACAAUAGUAAAGACAAACGUAGAUCACCGAGGAAAUAUAAGUACCGCAGCACGCCGUGCCCGAACGUGAAGCACGGCGAGGAGUGGGGCGAGCCCAGCAACUGCGAGGCCGGCGACGCGUGCGGCUACUGCCACACGCGCACCGAGCAGCAGUUCCACCCUGAGAUCUACAAGUCCACCAAGUGCAACGACGUGCAGCAGGCCGGCUACUGCCCCCGGGGACUCUUCUGCGCUUUCGCUCAUGUCGAACCGGAAGACCUCAGUGCGGCUCGCGAGCUCGCAGCCCCGCUCGAAUGCGGCACCAACCUGGCCGACCUGCUGUCGUCGGCGCUGCCGCCCGACAAGAAGUCUGAGAACAGCGUGAGCAUGCUGGGCGCCGCGCUGACGCUGCCGCGGUCGCUGUCGCCCUCCGGCCUGCAGACGAACGGCAGCGCCGAGAACUCGGAGUGCGCGUCCACGUCGAGCGGCGCGUCGAGCGGCGGCCGCGCGCCCGGCCCGCCCGGCGCCGCCGGCGCGCAGCAGCCGCGCCCGAUGCUGUCGCUCGGCUCGUUCGGCGACCCGGACGGCAAGGCGCAGCCGCAGCCGUCGGCGUGGGCGCAGCGGACGUCGUCCACCUUCGACGCGACCAUGCUGCAGGAGGUGGUGGGCAACGCCCUCGACGACCUGCACAUGGACGACCCGGUGAACCUCGUGGCGACGCUGGACCGCGACCUGUCGGACGGCGAGGGGCUGCUGGGCGGGUCGGCGCCCGUGAACAUCCCGCAGGCGCGCGCGGCGCUGCGCGGCUUCAGCCCGCCGGCGGGCGGCUCGCCGCUGCCGCCGUUCCUGCGCUACGCGCAGAACGACACGGAGCGGCUGUUCAACUCGCACGCCAUGAAGCCGGGCAGCUUCGGCGGCAGCGCGGGCCCCUUCGAGUUCGCCACGUCGCCGUCGGCGCCGGCCGAGCUGUCGCGCCUGCGCGAGGAGGUGGUGGCGUCGCGCGCGCUGGCGGCGCGCUGGGACGAGCGCAUCGCGCAGGCGCGCUCGGCCUGCGCCGCGUGGCAGAGCGAGGCCGACGAGGCGGCGCGCAAGGUGGCGCUGGCCGAGCGGCAGCGCGACGAGGCGCUGGGCCACGUGCUGUCGCUGCGCCGCGAGCUGGAGGCGGCGCGCGCGCUGGCCCCGCGCCGCGACGCGCGCGAGCUGCGCGGGCUGCCGCUGCCCGCCAUCAAGGCGCUGCAGGCGCAGGCGCGCACCGACCUGGAGGAGAUCGAGAAGGUGCUCUACCUCGAGACGGCCACCAAGUGCAUGCUGUGCGAGGAGCAGCUGCGCAGCGUCACGCUGGCGCCCUGCAACCACUACGUGCUCUGCGACGGCUGCGCCGCCACCACCAAGGAGUGCCCCUACUGCCAGACGCCCGUGCAGCACCACCAGUAGGGCCGCGGGGCCCGGAGAUGGUCGCUCUCUACUCGUGUGUAGUCUUUCGAAUUUCCGAUGUGUCGCCGGCGGUGCGGGCCCCGGUCCGGAUCGGCGUAUACUUUCGUUGAUAUUUUUUAUAUGUGGAUAGUUAUGGGGUCUAAAUGGAUAUAAUAUAUCACUCGAUAAUAAUUAUAUAGGAGUAUUUAAUUCUAUAGAAAAGAGCAAGACUUAUUCUGGAGAAUUUACUGAAUGAAAUUAAAAGCGAUUUAGGAUUUUUCUAAUAAACUGCCACUGUCGUUUGUAUGACUAUUGUAAGAGAACAUUGUGCAUUUUCCUAUUCGGUGAUUGAAUAUAUUACAUGUUUUUCAGAUUUCAAAGAAAUAUUUGUGUAGUUAAAACGAUAUUAAACUUUUAGAUGACGCGCUUUGCUUAUAAUUAAUAAAAGUAAUAAUAACAUUUGAAUUCGAUCAAAACGAAUGAAACUUAAAUGUAGCGCAAAAAUGACGUACACCGUAACUGCAUGACUAUCAACAUUGAACCAAUGUUACGUGGAGACGGACGCAAACAGUUUUCUACUAAUCUAUAACUAGGAAUAUUCUAUUGAAUAUUUUUCAUGAAACGAAUAUAAUUAGUGCAUGGGACACACAGUAGGAGUUUUCAAUGUUACAGAAUAAAUAUGCUUUUGAUGUUAACAAAUUUUAUUUAGAUUCAUGUACUAGUGGACUGUUGCUUUUACUGAUGGUUGAUCAUCAUAAUAUUAUAGGAUUUAUUGUGGACUUAACUGGGUGGUCAUGCUUGCAACAACGAUCGCGUAAAAGGAACAAUUUUGUAGUGAUUUGAGAUUUUAAAAAUGUAUAUUGCAAAUUUUGAUAUUAGACAGAUAUUGAUGGAAGCACGGCCACAGGAAAUUAUUAGUAAUUAUGGAUUAUUGAAAGAUUAUAAAAGUAGCUUUUAGUUUUAUAUCUAUAUUCAAACAGAUUUUGCUUGUUCAUAGCAGGAUGUGUACUAAUAAAAUCAGACGCUCGGAUCGUUAUUAUUAUUAUUUUUUAAAGUUAUAUACCUGUAAGGACAAGUGCGACUGCUCUGCUUCCUCAGAUUGUUUUAGCACAAUACUUUGCCUUUAAUUACGUCACUUUUAAGGACCAAUAUUGAUAUAUCGAAUACUGUAAGAAGCGCAAAACAUCCGGAAUCUGUUUUUAUUACACAAAGACCAAUUUUUGAUUCGGACAAAUGUUUUAAAUAUCGGGAAUAUGACAUUAGAUGUAUUUGUUUCUCUUUUUGUUUGUCGAAGCGAGAAACUUUAUAUCGUCUGAAGUUGUGUAAGUGACGCACGAUUCAAAAAUCGGUCCUCAUAUUGAUGCAAACGAAGGUACACUGGUUGAGUUUAUUAGUUGUAGCGCAUUUUUUAAGUUUUACAUUCCCGUGUAAUCGUUAGAAGGGUAUAAUUAAUGUUUAUUUCUCUAUUUGGUGUAGGUGUAAUAAUCGGCUGCAUUUAGUAUUAAUCAUUUAUACUUUUAAAAGUGACUUCUGUACAAAAGAGCAGGGAGCCUACUCCCGUUCUCCGUCAGACAGGACUUCGUACUUGACAUUAUCUUUUGAAUUAGUCGAGGAUUACUUAUGUGACAGUCUUUGUUACGGGCGGAGAAACGGAAGGAGAGUCCCAGGCCCGAACAGGGUCUAGAUUUUCGGUUCAACAAAUUUCUACUUUUCAAUUUAGAUUUUGACAAAUCAUCCUGCUGGCAUUUAAAUUAAACCUGUUGUUUAAUUGUUAGUGUAAUACUUGUUAUAGUGAAUUCAUUUUCUCCUCGGAGUACCGUCUUUUGGGUCAAUACCGAUGAAUAUUGACAGCAAUUAAAUCAAUUAUGUUACUCAGCUAUGUGUAUGGCAUAAACAAUUAUAAGCUAUUGUACGAAAAGAAAGCAUUUUAUACAAAAUAUUAUUUAAAUUUUACUACUACAUUAAAAAUAUUUAUAUA
Messenger RNA from Hyposmocoma kahamanoa, 4185 nucleotides. It is a transcript of the gene unk, whose product is annotated as putative E3 ubiquitin-protein ligase UNKL. The transcript is spliced from 6 exons. The record is from RefSeq and is a predicted model, not a curated record. Gene Ontology annotation, molecular function: metal ion binding. The coding region runs from base 174 to 2228 and encodes 684 amino acids. Lineage: Eukaryota; Metazoa; Arthropoda; Insecta; Lepidoptera; Cosmopterigidae.